This is a messenger RNA of Epinephelus lanceolatus (giant grouper), 2825 nucleotides long. Its product is annotated as glutamine-rich protein 2. Lineage: Eukaryota; Metazoa; Chordata; Actinopteri; Perciformes; Serranidae. The record is from RefSeq and is a predicted model, not a curated record.
GAUUCAUAACGUUAGACAAAGACCAAAGUGACGUAAAUACAUAUAUAUUUUUAUACUUUAUCCAGUACAUGUUCGCUAUUAAUCAAGGCAGGGGUCGUCGCAAGCCGGAUUAGUUAGCUAAAAUAUAGUUUAAGUUUGAUACGCUAGCUAAAGUUAACGUUAGCUUAACUUAAACUAAUAUACGUUUGUGUUCUCUCACACAAACAAAAAUGUCGGAGGAGAAUAUCAGCUUGUUUGACUUGUUGAAUUUAUCUAUCGGGACACCUGAGAGGGGAGCUGUCAACUUCAGCGCCCUACACGCCCUGCUCCACGCAGUGCUCAAGCAGCUGGGUAUCCGAGAGAUGAAGACCCGGUGGAGGGACCCUCCUCCCGGCGAUGCUCUGAUAGGUGUCACCGCUCCCAAAGAGGGCCACCAUACAGAGGAGGAAACCGGCACAGAGCUGCAGGAGCGGAUAUCUCCGACCCCCUCCUCCGUUCAGCUCCAGUCCCGCAUCCAGACCUGCGAGGACGACGUGUCCAAGGUCAUGACGCUCAUUCAGGAGCUCCACAGCCAAAGAGACAGUAUGAGCGAAGAGAUGAAGGAAGAGAUGAAGGAGCUUUGCCACCAACAGAAGAUGGUUGGUGCAGGUCAAGUAGAGACGCUCAAUAAUUUGGAGAAGUGCUGCCACCGGGUGGAUGCUUUGGAGGACACUGUGAGAUCUCUAAGGGUCACAUUUCAAAAGUAUCCAGACCCAGAGGAGCUGAGCAAGUGUGUGACCUGGGACAUCAUGCAGUCAGCUCUGCUCAGUGACAGAGAAAACCUGCAGAAGGAGCUCAUAAAGUCAGAGGUUGUUGAUCCAGCCACAUACGGACCUUUCAACAGCAACUUCACUCCUGUAAACUCUGCACCUUCUCAUACCAGCAUGCCCUCCUCCCCCCAUCCUGUUGAGGAUACCAGUCAGCGAUCAGCUCCUAGUUCUCCAACGAUUCCUGGACAGAUUUUGACAGACACCCAGACAGCCACAGAGGCUCCUUCUGUCCUGUUAGGGCCACCACAACAGACUCAUCCUAAAAUAGGCUCAAUGGCUGCUGGUACAUCCCUAACUCGAAAGGCCGGCAGCUUAGAGUGUUACUCGGAGACGGUGGAGGCCCUAAGAGACAUCGGCAAACUGAGAGAGAGGUUCAGCAAGCUGGAGGCUCGUGUUGCAGCACUUGAGGAGGGAAAGGUGGACCAGUCACAGCUGACACACCUUAAAGAGCUCAUCACUAAUAAAGUUUCACAGGAUGUGUUGAAUAACCUGAUGGAUCAACUGAACCAGCAGAGAGCUUUAAUAGACAGCCUGAUGAGAGACCGUGAAAAGGUAGAGCUGGUGAAUGAUGUGCAGAAGGCGAUCCUGCAGCUUCAAGCAGAGUUUGAAAAGCUGCAUGAAACCGCCAGGUGUCUGGACGAAGACAGUAGACAGAAACAGAGUCACAUAGAGAAGCUGUUCAGAACGACAGAGAAGCUAGAGGAGAAGAAGGCUGACAAGCAGAUGGUUGAGAGUGAAAUCAAAGCCGAUAAAUCUGCUCUGGAGAGCAAAGUAAGUCGUCUGCAGUUUGACUCUACGACUGAGCAUCUCAACACCAUGUUCCACGAGCUUCUGAACAAGGUGACCGGCCAGGAGCAGGACUGGCACAAAGUCAUCGACAAACUCUCCACUGAGAUGGAAUGCAAGCUGAACAGGAUUGAGUUAGACUCUGUUAAGAAGCAGCUGGAAGAUCGCUGGAAGAACAUCCAUGAGAAGCUGCAGGCUCAGGGAGCUCCAGAGCAUGAGGACGCUGCCGGCAUCAGAAAACAACUUGUGGACAGAUUUCACUGCCUUUCCUGUGACCGACCUGUUGUCAUGCACACCUCUGGACAGCAUUUGGUAAAGCUGCCAUCCACUCCUGGAUUCCCCUCACACAAGUCCAUCAGGCCGUUUACGGUUUACGCUCUGGAGCAGUUUCGACAACACUACAGGAGUGAGCGCAUCUCUGAGAUGACGGAUUACAGUCACCUGGCCAUGUCGCGGAGCUGUGGGGGGAGUCACACAGUCACCUCUGCCAGUCAGCGACGCACCGGUCUGCAGUACGUGAAGCACCACCCUCAGACUGAGGUGGACACCGUGAUUCAGACGGAGGAGGUUGAUAUCGUUGGACUGGAUGGGCAUAUUUACAAAGGUCGCCUGAACGCACCUGCCAUCAGAAAUACAGAAACUAAACUACCUACGAUCUCUACCAAAGACGGCAUGUGCAAAACUAAAGACAAAGCCAAGUGCUCUCUGUCCCACAAACCUGCUGCGUCUCCGGAGCUGGGACACAGUGUUCCAGUUCAUCACCCAAACAGUGCCAAGAGUGCCCAGUGCAGCCGCUCAGCCUCCAGCAUUUCGGGGCGGGACUGGCCUGUGUCAGCUCUGGGCUGCACAUCGCAGAGCUCCAUCACUCCGGCUUUAGCUGCAGCAGAGAGCAACACAGAGCCUCAUGCUGAUGAGCCACUCGACCCAUAGGGGGCGACACUCAGCACUGUACUGUUUUUCUCAUGUAAUUAAUUUCCUGCAGGGAGAAGGUAUCCUGCUUUAAUCCUUUUUUAAUUUUUAUUUUAUCAAUUUGUUGCUUAUUGUUGUAACAUUGUUUUGCAUUACAUGUCCCAUAAAUCACCUGUCAAACAUUGGGUCCAGUACUGUGACGUCUCUUUGGGGUUCUUUUUAUUUUAAUUUUCUUCCACUCAAUAGGACACAGAGUGUUGACACAGCAAACAUAAAACCUUUCGGUGCCAGUAUUAAAUCCUUAAUGAAGGGUUGGAUGGAUUUAUUAAAAGAUAAGUCUGA